UCGGGGGCGGAGCGUAGGGUGGGGAGCCCGUGUUAUUGCUCCACUUUCUGGCUCCAGUCUCUGUCUUUCUUCAUCUGGGGGCUUGGACCCUCAGUGCCGACAGGAGCUGGAACUGCAGUCCAAGAACCAGAUGGUGAUGAACUGCUUGCACAUAACUUCUUGCCAGUGGGCCUCCUUCAGGUUCAAGGAAAAACUCUAGAUGCUUCAGAGAAUAUCCAAGCAAGUUUACAAUUAGCAGAUGGCAGCACAAUGUGUAACAAAGGUGGAGCUGACCAUCGCCUGCAACAAUCUCCUGGAUAAAGAUGUUGGUUCAAAGUCAGACCCUCUGUGUGUACUUCUCCAUAAUACAAGUGGGCAGCAGUGGUAUGAGGUUGAUCGCACAGAAAGGGUUAAGAAUUCCUUGAACCCGAAGUUCGCCAAGAGGUUCCUAAUUGAUUACUACUUUGAACUGGUUCAGAAGUUUAAAUUUGGGAUUUAUGACAUUGACAACAAAACCAUUGAUCUAAGCGAUGAUGACUUCCUGGGAGAAUUUGAAUGCACUCUGGGACAAAUAGUCUCCAGCAAGACGCUGACAAGACCAUUAAUGUUUAAAAAUGGUAAACCUGCAGGGAAAGGAAGCAUUACGAUUACAGCAGAAGAAGUAAAGGAUAAUAGAGUGGUCUUAUUCGAAAUAGAAGCAAGGAAACUAGACAAUAAGGAUUUUUUUGGAAAGUCAGACCCUUUUUUGGAGUUCCACAAGCAGACCUCAGAAGGAAACUGGGUGAUGGUUCACAGAACUGAGGUUAUAAAAAACAACUUGAAUCCUGUCUGGAAGCCCUUUAAAAUAUCCCUCAAUUCUCUGUGUUACAGUGAUAUGGAUAAAACAAUCAAGGUAGAGUGCUAUGAUUAUGACAACGAUGGGUCUCAUGAUCUCAUUGGGAGUUUUCUAACCACAAUGUCAAAACUGAAGGAAGCUUCUCGAUCCUCACCGGCUGAAUUUGAAUGCAUCAAUGAGAAGAAGAGACAAAAGAAGAAAAGCUACAAAAAUUCUGGUGUCGUGAGUGUGAAACACUGUGAGAUUAUAGUGGAAUGCACAUUCCUUGAUUACAUCAUGGGAGGAUGUCAGCUGAAUUUCACCGUGGGGAUAGAUUUUACUGGCUCCAAUGGGGACCCUCGCUCACCAGACUCUCUACAUUUCAUCAGCCCUAAUGGGGUUAAUGAAUACCUGACAGCCAUUUGGUCUGUAGGAAUGGUCAUUCAGGACUAUGAUGCAGAUAAAAUGUUUCCAGCCUUUGGAUUUGGUGCACAGAUUCCACCUUCCUUUCAGGUAUCUCACGAGUUUCCGUUAAACUUUAACCCAUCAAAUCCAUUCUGCACUGGAAUCCAAGGCAUUAUUGAUGCAUACCGGGCCUGCCUUCCUCAAAUAAAAUUAUAUGGGCCAACCAAUUUUUCUCCAAUAAUAAACCAUGUGGCUAAAUUUGCUGGUGCAGCUGCACAGCAACAGACAGCAUCACAAUAUUUUGUGCUCCUAAUUAUCACGGAUGGUGUGAUAACAGACCUUGAUGCAACCAGAUCUGCCAUAGUUAACGCCGCAAAGCUUCCCAUGUCCAUUAUCAUUGUUGGCGUUGGAGGAGCUGAUUUCAGUGCCAUGGAGUUUCUUGAUGGUGACAAUGGAAGUCUCAGGUCCCCAACUGGAGAGCCAGCUAUCAGAGACAUUGUACAGUUUGUGCCAUUUAGGCAGUUCCAAAGUGCUCCCAAAGAAGCUCUGUCUCAGUGUGUCCUGGCAGAAGUGCCUCAGCAAGUGGUAAACUACUUCAGCACGUACAAACUGCAGCCUCCCAAGAAUCCUGCUGCAAAGUGAGAGAGCACUGAGUGGGAGAGGCGAAUGAGGGUAACCCAGUUGGGAUUCCUGCAACUCCCACAUGUCAAUGGACUUGGGUCUUGAGACUUUUUUUAUACAUUGAUUCAUACAUGUUAAUGUCUGUUUGCUUUUGCAUGGAAACAUACUUUGCCAGUGUUUUUUACUUGAGACAAAGAUGUAUCCCAGUUUAAUACUCAUGUUGAUUAUGAUAAAGGCUCCAGCUGGGCAAAUUUGGUAGAAAAUAACAUUGCAAGAAACUGAAUAUGAAAAUCAUGACUAGACUGUGCCAAGUUGUUGGGUGUAGUGCUGCUGCAUUGUGCAGCAUGGCUGGUGUAAUAUGGUCAGCAAGCUGGCUGAACUGCUCCAGGGAGAUUCAUCCCAAUGUGACAUGGUUCUUCAGUGUUGUAGAGCUGAUGUAGCGGGGGUAGGCAAACUUUUUGGCCUGAGGGCCAUAUUGGGGUUGCAAAACUGUAUGGAGGGCUGGGUAGGGAAGGCUGUGCCUCCCCAAACAGCCUGGCUGCCAGCCCCUAUCUGCCCCCUCCCACAUCCUGCCCCCCACUCAGAACCCAUGACCUAUCCAACUCCCCCUGCUCCUUGUCCCCUGACUGCCUCCUCCUGGGACCCCUCAGGACUCCCACACCUCUCCAGCCCCCCCCCCCCCGACCUCUAUCCACACCUCCACCCUCUGACAGGCCCCCUGGGACUCCCAUGCUUAUCUAACUGCCCCUGUUCCCCAGCCCCUGGCUGCCCCAGAACUUCUGCCUCAUCCAACCGCCCCCUGCUCCCUGUCCUCCCCCCUGGAACCCUCCGCCCCUUAUCCAACCUCCCAGCCCCCUUACCAUGCCACUCAGAGCAACAUGUCCAGCAGCCGUGCCGCGUGGCUGGAGUAGACACACUGACGCUCUGCUUGUCAGAAGCAUGCCAUUCCACCAUCCAGAGCACUGCCCACACGGUGGCGUAGCUGCAGGGAGGCGGGACAGCAGGGACAGGGCUGGGGGCUAGCCUCCCUGUCCGGGAGCUCAAGGGCUGGGCAGGACAGUCAAGGGCUGUAGUUUGCCCACCUCUGGCCUACAGGGAAGGGUAUUCCAAAAGAACACUGUUGGCCUUCAGUGCAGAUGCUGUAAAGAGUUUUAAGAUUUAUAUAACAAUUUACUGUGCUGGAAAACUACAAAUACAGAUCACUUUAUGCAAAGCUAUCACAUGUGACUAUUAAUUGACCUUAGUGGUUAAUAGUACAAAUUCCAUUGCUAAAGAGGAAAACAAAACUUUUCACUCUUUAAAAUUAAAGUUGCUUUAUAUAUAUUUUUUGCAAUUGUAUCUUCUCAUAUGCAAAGAGCUUUUGAAAGGACUACAGAAUGUGCCAUUUUAAUUUGUUUUGUGCAGAUUUUUAGAUGCCCCCUAGUUAGCUUUAAAGUGAGUGAUCUUUUAUUUUGAUGGCAGUACUCUCUCAGCUACAUUGUAUUAGUGGUGACCUGCAAUUAAUUUUUUUGAAAAAAUUUGUUUUGUACCUUUUUUGUUCAUGGUAUACUUAUAAGGCUGAAAAAAAACUUUUCUGCUUGCCUUUUUUAAAUCUUUACAUCAUGCCUGGUCUGUCUUGGUUUUACUAGAGGACUACUGGGAGGUCUCUGUAUAUUGUGACCUCUCAUUGGAGUAGAAAGGGUGGGGAUUUGAAUUAUUAAUGUCCUCCCAUUCUUUUCAAAUAUCAAUUAGGCAUUGGUGUUAACAAACACUGACUAGUUUUAAACUAACUAUUAAUCUUGACUCACACUUACUCAGAUUUCAUUCUCUUAUGUUAAUUUUAUUAGUUCCCCAAUUGCAAUAGGGCAGAGAACUAGAAUUUCUAAGGUCAGACACUAGAAGGGGAACUUUUUUUUUGUUUUUUGUUUUAAACAAAACCCUUUCAGGCCUGUAGGUACAACUCAGAAGCAAAAAAGGCACAAGGCUCUUUCCUUUGCAGAUCAUUUUUAUGGAUGCUGUUCUGCAACUACUCAAGUGCAUCGCUCCCAUUGACUUCCAUAGGAGUUCUGUGUGCAAGGUCACUGCAGAAUCAGACACUGAAUUUGGAAGUUUUUCUUUGUGCUUACUGUAUUCACCAGUGCAGAUCUCUCUCACACUCAACUAUGUGCUCAACUCCUAGCUUGCUGAAUCCUACUACACUAUAGUGUCACACCUAGGCCAGUGCAGCUGCUGAUGGGGGGGUUUCCCCCUGAAGGACUUCUAUUUUUUUUAAAUAAUGUAUCUUAGGAAAGACUCUCCAUCCCAGCAUGUAAUCCUGUUAAGUUUUAUUGCUGUUCUUGAGUCCUCUCUCUUUUUUUGGUUGGAUUUUUCUCACUGGCAUUUGCCUUGCAGAAUUUAAAGAAUCUGGAAAUUCUGUCUCUAGUGGGCAGCUCAAACUUUCCAGGCUCUAGCUCUUGCCCUCUGACUUGAACUCUUAUCUUCCCUUCUUUUCUCACAUUCCACUUAUGUCCUGGGU
Gopherus flavomarginatus (Mexican gopher tortoise) is the source of this 4313-nucleotide messenger RNA. It is a transcript of the gene CPNE3, whose product is annotated as copine 3. The coding region runs from base 239 to 1840 and encodes 533 amino acids. Gene Ontology annotation, cellular component: plasma membrane. The transcript has 17 exons. Gene Ontology annotation, biological process: cellular response to calcium ion; ERBB2 signaling pathway. Gene Ontology annotation, molecular function: receptor tyrosine kinase binding; calcium-dependent phospholipid binding. The record is from RefSeq and is a predicted model, not a curated record. Lineage: Eukaryota; Metazoa; Chordata; Testudines; Testudinidae.